Messenger RNA from Strongyloides ratti, 669 nucleotides. RefSeq lists its product as hypothetical. Bases 1 to 669 code for a protein of 222 amino acids. The record is from RefSeq and is a predicted model, not a curated record. NCBI's taxonomy places the organism in Eukaryota, Metazoa, Nematoda, Chromadorea, Rhabditida, Strongyloididae. The transcript has a single exon.
AUGUAUUUUUUUAGAAAAAAUGAAAUUCAUGUUGAAUUAUUAAGAGUAAGUAUGAUAGAAUCAGUAAUACCACAAGAAAUGUAUCUCCCAAAUGAUAAGUAUAAAGGAAUUAAAUAUCCUUGUUUUAAUAGAAAUAUUUCAUUACCACAACAAAAUGAGAACAAAUUUAUUUUAGACAAUAUUCUUUUAUAUACUUCAAGUGAUGAAGAAUUUGGUUAUUCAUUUUUAUAUAUAAAAUAUAAUAAAAUAAUAUAUGAAAGAUUGCCAUUUGAAGGUUUUGUCCUAACAAAAGAACAUCUUCUUUUAAUUGAUACAAAAUUUGAUACAGAAACAGUUAUUCCUGCCUCCUCUUUAAUGAUUGAUGGGGCUAUUGAUAAUAACAAACUUGGUAAAGAUAUUUUGUUAUAUAACUCUGGUAAUAAAAUAAAUAAUAUUUUUUCAAAUCACUCAGAAGGAGAUAUGUCAUUUGUACCAUUGAUUUUUUCAUUUAUUUUUUUAUGUCUUUAUAUUGGUAUGAUUAUAUAUUUUAUUUAUUUUUGUAGGCAAAGAGGAAAAAAAAUGGAAAAGUUUAGAGUUGCUUCUACUAUUAUUGAAAAAGAAUGGAUAGCAAAAACUUUAUCAGAAAUUGAUGAAAAUGAUAAAACUUUCUUGACAGAAACAAAUUACUAA